This is a messenger RNA of Phytomonas sp. EM1, 432 nucleotides long. The record is from the annotation of a GenBank genome assembly. Lineage: Eukaryota; Euglenozoa; Kinetoplastea; Trypanosomatida; Trypanosomatidae.
AUGCGGACAACUGGCCCCACGGCCUUGCAGUCAGUUGCCCCCCCCCGGCCCACCGUCCCGCAGGUUGAGACGACGAUGCUAUCCGUCGCGCCGGGGACGGUACUGCCCGCUGGGGCCCCGUUUUGCCCCCCGGGCGUCUUUAUCCCACGGGAAUACUACAACCCGUCGAACGGGCGAGGGGUGCGGGGUGGAAGUGGGAAAGGGACGGUUCCGGCGACCGGGACGUUGGCCUCGGAGCUGCACAUGGUUUCCACAGCGACACCCAACACAGAGAACGUUGCCGUGUCGAAUGGUGAGUUAGAUUCUGCAGAAGUAAGAAGGAGUACUUCACUAACUAAGCAGGACACAUUGAAGGAGCCAUCUCGUGGUAUUGCACCAGAGCGUUCCGAGGCGAAUGCUGAAUCACCAUCAAAGAUAUUACAGGAAGACUAG